CCAAGCCUCCUAUCUCAGGCCUCUUGCUGGUCUCGCUCCACUCGUGAUCUGAUGACCGCGCGGUCGAUCGGUCAAUUGAUAGCGGUCCCCCGAAUCGAUCAAUCAAUCCCUUCCGGACCCAACUCCACUCGGAAUGGCUUGCGGUUCGAGCCGCCUGAAUCCUUGGCCUGUUAACUUCGUCUGCAUCUGCUGCCUCGCUCUUGGGUGGACACCAUGACCAACAGGGAUCCCGAAUUUCGCCAUCAGCUGGGCAAGUUCCGUCUCGACUCCUCCCUUGCGCCACAUACCUCGUCCGCCCCCUCGCCCCUGCUCAACUCCCUCCCCCCGCCACCUCACCUCGCCUCCCACGUCUCCUCCCCGUCGCAUCGCAGCAAACGCGUCUCCACCGCAUGCGAUUUCUGCCGCAAGCGCAAGAAGAAAUGUGACUUCCGCUAUCCCAAUUGUUCCGCCUGCACGCGUGCCGGCGUCCGAUGUACCAUCCCGCCCCCGGGGCCCCAGGUCGCCAGCGCCUCCGUCCCGCGAGAUCAACUCGAGAACCUACAAAACCGCGUGCGAUGGCUGGAGGAGGUCGUGCGCAAGAAGACCGGCAUCCCCGUGGCCGAUCGGCCCACGGGGAGUCCCCUGGACGGCGAGGGGGACCCGGACUGGUGGUACCAGAUGCCACGCAUGCUGAUGAGCCGCAGCAACUCGAUGCGCCCGCUGGCCGGAACGCCCGCCUCGAACAGCCCGGCCAGCACGUCGGGGGUCGGCACCGAGCUGCCCAACGUCGGCGAGAUCUUUCGUGACCAUCUCGAGCAUCGCCGACCGUCCGUGGCGCGCCCGCCCAUCACGUCGUCGACCACCUCCGCCCCGCGCGUCCUCCGACUCGCCUCGCUGGAAGAAGCCGAACAGGUGGCCUCGCGCUACUUCGACAGUAUGGGAUACCAGUAUCCGUUCCUGCACCGCUCCGACUUCUUCCCGCAUCUGCGUCGCAUCUAUACGGGGGAGGCCCCGACGCCGGAGUUCCACUACACCUAUCACAUCACCAUCGCCAUCGCCCUGUUGAUCGGGUCGUCCGACGGCACGCAAGCCAUGGAGUUCUACCGCGUGAGUCAGGAGACACUGCCGCUGGCUCUGCAGAAUGAGGACCUGGCCGCGGUGAAAGCGCUGCUCAGCAUGGCGCUGUACACCCUCUUCGCGACCACCGGCCCCAGCGUGUGGCAUGUGCUGGGCACUGCCUUGCGUCUGGCCACCAGUCUCGGUCUGCACAAGGCUCGGCCAGCAGCGAGCGUGAUCGAGGAGGAGAUGACCAAACGGGCGUUCUGGAGUCUGUACAACUUGGAUCGGUUGAUUGCCAGCACGCUGUGCCGGCCACUGGGCAUCGUGGACGAGGACAUCAGCGUGAGUCUCCCGCGGGAGUUCAACGACGACUGGACGGAAGCGCCGGGGACGAGCGUGAUGACCAUCCCGGUGCAGGUCGUCCGCUUGCGUCGCAUUUUCUCGCGCAUCUACCGUUACCUAUACAAUAAUCAACCGCCUCCACCGACGAACGAAGUGAUCGUGACGCUUAGCCAUUUUCGCCAAGAGCUGGAUGACUGGCGCCGCAAUGCGCCGGUGUACCCUCCAGCGCUUCUGUAUUCUACCAGCUACUACGACUACCUAUAUGCCACCACCCUCUUACUCAUGUACCGACCCAGCCCGCGGAACCCCACCCCCGACGCGGCCAGCAUCGUGAGCUGCGGCAAUGCCAGCAUCCAGGUCAUUCGAUCCUACUGGGACAGCUACUCGGUGGGCAAGUUGAAGUGGAUCUGGUUGACCCUGAGUCAGACCUACUACGCGGGGAUCACGAUCCUGUGGUGUCUCAACCAUGAUUUUCUUGCGGUCCGCGACGGCCGCGCACCCGCGUGGCAUCCUGACGACCAGACCAUGCGCCGCGCCAUCCAGGCGGUGGUGGUGCUGUUGGAGGAGUUCGGCAAGCGACGGCCGGGCGUGGAGCGGCUGGCAGAGACGUUCCGACAGCAGAGCACGAUGAUCUUCAGUCAUCUGGCAUAUCAACAGGAGCAACUGGGCCAGCAGAACCCCCCGCAACCGCCGCCGCCGCCGCCUGUGUCGCAGCAACCUCAUGUCCUGGUGGCACCGCCCGUGCCUCUGGCGCCGGUGCUGGACGACGUGCUGCUGGUCAACGACCCGGGCAAUAUCCCGGUGAUGGAUCCUCACCUGGCGCAACAACUGCUUUCCCCACUCAUCUUUUCUUUCCCCUCAUCCCCUCUCUUUCUCUUUCUCUCUCUUCUCUCACCCAUUUUCCACCCUCAAAACAAAAUGUCCCACUCCAUCCACGGCACCCUCAUCCACUCCCUCUCCCCCACCACCCUGGAAAUCCUCCCCUCCACCCUCCUCAUCAUCUCCCCCUCCGGCUCCAUCCUCUCCAUCCACCCCUCCACCUCGUCCUCCGAAAUCCCCUCCCUCCUCUCCAGGCACUCCCUCACCCCGUCAACCUGCCCAACCCUCACCCUCUCGCCCUCCCAAUUCCUCAUCCCCGGCUUCAUCGACACCCACACCCACGCCCCGCAAUGGUCCCAGCGCGGUCUCGGCCGCGGCCUGCCCCUCCUCACCUGGCUCGAGACGCUCACGUUCGCGAACGAAUCGAAAGCCCAGGACCUAGCUCACGCUCGCAAACUCUAUACCUCGUGCGUGAAAGGCGGGUUAAGACAAGGUAUCACAACAGCAUGCUACUACGCCUCGCUGCAUACCCCUGCGUCUCUGGUCCUGGCGCAAACAUGCCAGCAACUCGGUCAGCGCGCCCUCGUCGGGAAAUGUAACAUGGAUCGUCACGCGCCGGACUGGUACGUCGAGGACUCCGUGGAGGAGAGUAUCCGCUCCACGGAGGAGUUUAUCGCGGGUCUGAAGGCCCUGGAUCCGGGGUAUGAGCUGAUCAAGCCGGUGCUGACGCCUCGGUUCGCGAUCUCAUGUACCGAUGAGCUUCUGGCAAGACUUGGGGAAUUGAGUGCGAAGUAUCCGGACUUGCCGGUGCAGACGCAUUUCAACGAGUCGAAGGCCGAGGUGCAGUUCACGAGUGAGUUGUUCCCCGGCGCGAGGACCGAGACGGAGCUGUAUGACGGGUUUGGGCUGCUCGGGGAGCGGAGUAUUCUGGCUCAUGCGAUCUAUCUGAAAGAGGGGGAGGUGGAGAGGCUGAGGGCGUUGGGGUGUGGGGUUGCGCAUUGUCCCGUGUCGAAUACGUGUAUGGAUGAGUUUAUGGUCGCGCCGGUGAGGGAGUAUUUGGAUCGGGGGGUUAAGGUGGGAUUGGGCACGGAUUGUGGCGGUGGGUUUACAUCCAGUAUGUUGGAGGUGAUGAGGCAGGCGUAUUUGGUGAGUGUGGCGGCGAAGAGUCAGAGUGGAGGGGUGAAGGGGGCGUUGAGUACGGAGGAGGGGUUUUUUAUGGCGACGUUGGGAGGGGCCAGGGUGGCUGGGUUGGAAGCGAAGGUUGGGAACUUUGAGGUCGGGAAGGAGUUGGAUGCGUGUUUGGUGGAUUGGGCUGUCGAAGGGGUCAUGGCCGAUGUGGAUGGAGAUGAGAUUCGGGAGGUGUUUGAGAAGUUCGUCAUGACGGGGGAUGAUCGCAAUAUUACGGGGGUUUGGGUUAAGGGGAGGAGAGUGAAGGGAUAGCUCAUGGUUAAAAUGGAUAGAAUGCGUGUAUAUUAGUAUCUGAUAUAUGCCAAAGUCUAUGCGACGUAUAUAC
Messenger RNA from Aspergillus steynii IBT 23096, 3712 nucleotides. Its product is annotated as guanine deaminase. The transcript is spliced from 3 exons. Gene Ontology annotation, biological process: regulation of DNA-templated transcription; DNA-templated transcription; guanine catabolic process. Gene Ontology annotation, cellular component: cytosol. Lineage: Eukaryota; Fungi; Ascomycota; Eurotiomycetes; Eurotiales; Aspergillaceae. The coding region runs from base 214 to 3639 and encodes 1141 amino acids. Gene Ontology annotation, molecular function: DNA-binding transcription factor activity, RNA polymerase II-specific; zinc ion binding; DNA binding. The record is from RefSeq and is a predicted model, not a curated record.